Rotaria sp. Silwood2 is the source of this 2904-nucleotide messenger RNA. Lineage: Eukaryota; Metazoa; Rotifera; Eurotatoria; Philodinida; Philodinidae. The record is from the annotation of a GenBank genome assembly.
AUGUCAGCACCUACUCAAUAUCCUAAAACAAAUAUCGUUAAGCUCAAUCAACCUUCUUCAUCAUCAGCAACAAGAGACAAUACUGGUGCUGAUGGAAAAUCCACAAAUACCGAUCAUCAUCACUAUCAUCAAAACAAUAAUCAUAACAAUAAUAAUAACAAUACAACAUCAUCUACUGGAGCUACGACAUCAUCUUCAUCGACACGACUACAGUCGAGCAAAAUGCGUGAUCCAAAUGAACCACAUAUUGGCAAAUAUCGAUUUAUUAAGACAAUAGGCAAAGGUAAUUUUGCCAAAGUUAAAUUAGCUAAACAUAUUCCAACUGGUCGAGAAGUAGCUAUAAAAAUAAUUGAUAAAACUCAACUUAAUCCAACAUCAUUACAAAAAUUAUUUCGUGAAGUAAAAAUAAUGAAAGGACUUGAUCAUCCUAAUAUUGUCAAACUUUUUGAAGUAAUCGAAACUGAAAAAACACUUUAUCUUGUUAUGGAAUAUGCAAGUGGCGGUGAAGUAUUUGAUUAUCUUGUUGCACAUGGACGUAUGAAAGAAAAAGAAGCACGAUCAAAAUUUCGACAGAUUGUGUCUGCAGUUCAAUAUCUUCAUCAAAAACAUAUUGUGCAUCGUGAUCUUAAAGCAGAAAAUUUAUUACUUGAUUCAGAAUUAAAUAUAAAAAUAGCUGAUUUUGGCUUUAGUAAUGAAUUUACACCAGGAAAUAAGUUAGAUACAUUUUGUGGUAGUCCACCAUAUGCAGCACCAGAAUUAUUUCAAGGAAAAAAAUAUGAUGGACCAGAAGUUGAUGUUUGGAGUUUAGGUGUUAUUUUAUAUACACUUGUUAGUGGUUCAUUACCAUUCGAUGGACAAAAUCUCAAAGAAUUACGUGAACGUGUAUUACGUGGAAAAUAUCGAAUACCAUUUUAUAUGUCAACUGAUUGUGAAAGUUUAUUAAAAAGAUUUCUUGUUUUAAAUCCAACACGACGUGCUGCUCUUGAAUCAAUUAUGAAAGAUAAAUGGAUGAAUAUUAGUUAUGAGAAUGAUGAAUUAAAACCAUAUGAAGAACCAAAUCAAGAUUUUAAUGAUAAUUAUCGAAUUGAAAUCAUAACGCGAGAUGGUGCAUAUACUCGCGAACAAGUACUUGAUUCAUUAACUCAACGUAAAUAUGAUGAUAUUAUGGCAUAUUAUCUUCUUCUUGGCAUUCGAACAAAUGAAAAUGAUACUUCUGAAGGUCAAUUAGGUACAACAGCAAAUAAUAAUAAUAAAGGUGUUACAGAUGCAUCCAAUACUCCUUCAACAUUAGCAUCUAAAAUUGUGUCAUCAAGUACAAGACCAUCAACAACAAAUGAUAAAGAAAAUCUUCCUUCCAUUGAUAAACAACAUCGACCAACAACAACAGUUGUACCAUCAACAAUUAAUGAUCAUUCAUUACUUAAUGGUCCAGCAACAAAUGGAGCUAAUAAUACAUUAUUAACAUCAUCAAGUAUAGAUACAUCAACAGCUAAUAAUGUUCAACAUCUAUUAUUAAAAACAAGUGCAAGUGGUGGUCCACCAGUAUCAUCAAUGAUAACAUCAAAUUCAAUAACAAAUCGUACAAAUACAAUUGAUAAAAUUCGUUCACAAACAGUUCGUUUACCUGGUACAGGUGUACGACGUCGUGAAACACUUGAUCCUGUUCCAAAUGUUAUAUCAGCAAGAAAAGUUGAUAAUAAUGAAAAACCUAAAACACCAACUGGAGAUAGUACAACUUUCGAAAGUCGUAUUCCCCGUUUACCUCAAAGUUUUAAUCGUAGUGGUAUUGAACCACCAUCAUCAUCUACUUCUUCUUCACAAACACCACAUCAUAUGAUGCGUGCAUCAGUACGUGAGAAUCCAAAAUCAGCAAGUUUAUCAGCACAACAACAACCAUCAAAAAUUCAAGAGAAACUCAAAUCUAGAAAAACAUCGGCAGCUGUACCAUCAUCAGCAAAUAGCAAUACAGGUUCGAUUCGAGUUUAUUCGAGUCAACAUCAUCCAUCUACAGUCAAUUCUCUAAUGGUGCAAGCUUCAACUACUGCAAAUUCUGCUGUUAGUACCACACCUGCUCAGCUACCACUUACUACGACGAGCACGCCACUUGAAUCUUCCACUAACACACGCGUCGGUAGUGGUGGCGAUGGUGUGUUAUUAAAUCGCUCUGCGCCUGAUCGUAAAACUAUUCAUAGUACAUUUCCUUCACGUCAAUAUCAAACAUCUACAACGACUGAUUAUCGAGCAUCAACAAGAAAUCCAAAUAGUAGUACAAUGGGUUUUAGUGAUGGCAAUAAUCGUCAUCAGCAACAUGCUGGUGGUGCUUCGAGCUUGAUUGGAGGGACAGGAAGUGGGGCUCAAUCAUUUUUAAGCAAGCUUUCAUCUAAAUUUGCACGAAGAAAAUCCAUUCGAGAAUCGGGUAUAUCAUCAACAACAACUGGUGGUGCUAUCGGAAAUAAUAUGUCAACAAUGAGUGGAAGUGUGGCAAGUGCAUCGUCAUCAUCUUAUCGCCGAACAGCAGAUUAUAAUAAUCCAAAUAUAACAACCAAUGAAGGAACUGGAGUCACAACGAAUGAUAAUCUUGCUACAGGCGGUGGUGAUAUAAAACCACGUUCCCUUCGUUUUACAUGGUCAAUGAAAACGACUAGUUCCAUGGAUCCAGGAGAUAUGAUGAAAGAAAUUCGAAAAGUUCUCGAUAUAAAUAAUUGUGAUUAUGAACAACGAGAAAAAUUUCUUUUACUCUGUGUACAUGGUGAUCCAAAUACAGAUUCAGUUGUAUCAUGGGAAAUGGAAGUAUGCAAAUUACCACGUCUAUCAUUAAAUGGUGUUCGAUUUAAACGUAUAUCAGGCACAUCAAUUGGGUUCAAAAAUAUAGCGAGUAAAAUCGCUAAUGAACUCAAAUUGUGA